Arachis stenosperma is the source of this 6696-nucleotide messenger RNA. Its product is annotated as nuclear-pore anchor. The transcript is spliced from 48 exons. Gene Ontology annotation, biological process: mRNA export from nucleus; protein import into nucleus. Bases 122 to 6337 code for a protein of 2071 amino acids. Gene Ontology annotation, molecular function: structural constituent of nuclear pore. Gene Ontology annotation, cellular component: nuclear pore. The record is from RefSeq and is a predicted model, not a curated record. NCBI's taxonomy places the organism in Eukaryota, Viridiplantae, Streptophyta, Magnoliopsida, Fabales, Fabaceae.
UCUGGUCGUUUCCAUUCUCUUCAAAAUUCCCACUUCUUCUCUCUGAAUUGAUUUCCAUUACUCUCUUCCUCUGUCGAGAAAAAGCCUGUUCUCUUUCUUCCGUAAUUAGGGCACAAAAACGAUGCCUUUGUUCCUCUCAGACGAGGAGUUCGCGCGGUGCUCCGGCGACAGCGCCACUGUUGCGGCGAAGGCUGACGCCUACAUCCGCAGCCUUCUCCAGGAGCUCGACACGCUCCGCGCCCGGUCACACGCCGCCGAUAUCAACGCCGAGCAGAACUGCUCCCUCGUCGAGCAGAAGUUCCUAACCCUCGCCUCCGACUUCUCCUCCCUCCAGUACCGUGUCUCUGAACUCGAGUCCGAUAUCGAACGGCGAAACCGUGACCUCGUAGACGUACGAUCGCAGAACCACCAAGUCCAGCUCCAAUUGGUUGAGAAGGAUAGGGAGAUAGAGAGGUUGAGGACGGAGGUUAGCGAGGUUCACAAAUCAAAGAGGCAGCUGAUUGAGCUCAAUGAUCAGAAGGAUUUGGAGCUUAGUGAGAAAAACGCUACCAUCAAGAGCUACCUUGAUAAGAUUGUUCAUUUGAGUGAGAAUGCUGCUCAGAAGGAGGCCCGAAUAAGUGAACUUGAAGCAGAGCUGGGAAGGUCUAAGGCUGCUUGUACUCGCUUUGAACAGGAGAAGGAGAUUCUUGAGAGACAGAAUGCUUGGCUUAAUGAUGAGUUGACAGAUAAAGUUAAUAGUUACUUUGAGCUUCGAAAGAAACACACAGAAUUGGACGCUGACAUGUCUUCCAAGCUUGCAGAUGUUGAGAGGCAAUUUAGUGAAUGCUCAAAAUCUCUGCAGUGGAAUAAGGAUAGAGUGAGGGAACUAGAAACACAACUUAUAUCCUUGCAAGAGGAUUUAAUUUCAGCUAAAGAUGCUGCAGCAGCAAAUGAAGAGCGAUUAUCAGCUGAACUUUCCACUGUUAACAAGCUCAAUGAUCUAUAUAAAGAGAGUUCUGAGGAGUGGUCAAGAAAAGCAGCAGAUUUAGAGGGAGUGAUCCAAGCAAUAGAGUCUCAACUAAAGCAAGUUGAAGAUGAUUAUAAAGAGAGAUUGGAGAAGGAAGUAACUUCUAGAAAUCAGGCAGAAAAGGAGGCUGCUGAUUUAAAAGGAAAGCUUGAGAGGCUUGAAGCUGAAAUUGAGGCAAGAAAGAAAACAACUGAGCCAAGUGAUCAUUCACUCAGCACUUUUGCUGCUGAACCGUGGACGGCAUCAAUUGAAGAUGAUAAUAUGGCAGAUGAAAAUAAUUUGCUUGUCCCAAAAAUUCCUGUUGGUGUCUCUGGGACAGCAUUAGCUGCUUCACUCCUGAGAGAUGGAUGGAGUUUGGCUAAAAUGUAUGCAAAAUAUCAAGAAGCUGUUGAUGCACUGAGACAUGAGCAAUUGGGUAGAAAGGAGUCAGAGGCAAUCUUGCAUCGGAUUCUGUAUGAGUUAGAGGAGAAGGCUGAAGCUAUUAUACACGAAAGAGCGGAACAUGAAAAGAUGGUUGAAGCAUACUCCUCAAUGAACCAAAAAUUGCAGAACUCCUUGACUGAAAAUGCUAACUUGGAGAAAAGUAUUCAAGAACUGAAGGCUGACCUUAGAAGGCAUGAACGGGAUUAUAACCUUGCACAGAAAGAAAUUGAUGACCUUCAAAAACAGGUGACAUUACUUCUGAAGGAAUGCCGAGAUAUACAACUUCGUUGUGGAUCCAUUGGGUAUGAUAUUGUUGAAGAUGUUGCAAAUAUAGCUUCAAGGACAAGUAUGGAGACGGAAGCUGAAAAAAUAAUCUCAGAGCACCUUUUAACCUUCAAGGAUAUUAAUGGUCUAGUUGAGCAGAAUGUUCAACUUAGAAGUCUUGUUCGUAGUCUUUCUGGCCAGAUUGAGAAUCAGGAGGUGGAGUUUAAGGAGAGGUUGGAACUAGAGCUGAAAAAACAUUCCGAUGAAGCUGCUGCAAAGGUUGCUGCUGUUCUGCAGAGAGCUGAAGAGCAAGGGCGCAUGAUUGAAUCACUUCAUACAUCAGUUGCCAUGUACAAGAGGUUGUAUGAGGAAGAGCAUAGUAUUCAUUUAUCCCAGACCCAUUCUUCAGAUGCUCAUACAGUUGUCAAAGAUGUCGGUAGAAAUGACCUUGCUGCUUUAAUUGAUAGUUCACAGGAAGUGGCUAAGAGGUCCUUGGAAAAAGCUGCAGAGCGUGUUAGAUGCCUUGAGGAAGAUUUAGCAAAGGCUAGGAGUGAUAUUAUUGUAUUACGAUCAGAACGUGAUAAAAUGGAACUCCAGGCGAAGUUUUCUAAAGAGAGACUCGAUAGUUUUAUGAAAGAGUUUGAACACCAGAAAGCUGAAGCAAAUAGCAUUUUAGCAAGAAAUGUGGAAUUUUCUCAGCUUAUUGUUGAUUACCAACGAAAAUUACGUGAAAGUUCCGGGUCAUUGAAUGCUGCUGAGGAGCUUUCAAGAAGAGUUACUAUGGAGUUCUCUGUUUUAAAGCGUGAAAACGAAGUAUUAUCAAAUGCUGAAAAGAGAGCAUCUGAUGAGGUUCGUAGUUUAUCCGAAAGGGUGCAGCGCCUGCAGGCUAGCCUGGGUACCAUACAAAGUGCUGAGGAAGUUCGAGAGGAGGCAAGAGCUGCAGAGAGGGUAAAACAGGAAGAGUAUAUAAAGAAAUUAGAGAGGGAAUGGGCAGAGGCCAAGAGAGACUUACAAGAAGAGCGGGAAAAUAUGCGGAGACUCAUGCAAGACCGUGAUCAAACCAUAAAGAACACUAUGCGGCAGGUUGAGGAUUUGAGCAAAGAGUUAGCUAAUGCAUUGCGUGCUGUUGCAUCUGCUGAAUCUAGGGCUGCUGUGGCUGAGGCAAAACUCUCUGCCCUUCAAAGAAAAAUGGGCUCCGUUGACGAUAAGGUUUCUGAAAAGGUUGGUGUAAGUGGACUUCCCUCUAGCUCAAGUGAUGAGGUUGAUGGUGAACUACAAACAGCAAAAGCGGAGAUUGAAAAAUUGAAAGAGGAAGCUGAUGCUAUCAAAGCUCACAUGCUACAGUAUAAGAGCAUUGCUGAGGUUAAUGAAGAUGCACUCAAGCGCAUAGAAACUGCGCAUGAGAACUACAAAGUAGAGGCUGAGAAUGAAAAGAAGGCUUUAGAAGCUGAAGUUCAUUCACUUAGAGAGAAGGUGGCAGAGCUUGAAAAUGAAACUAGUCUGAAAUGUGAAGAAGUGGCUUCAGCAAGUGCAGGCAAAGAUCAGGCUCUUGCAUCCGCUUUGGCUGAAAUCACAAAUUUGAAGGAAGAAAUUUUAGCCAAAUGUUCUCAAAUAUCAGCAAUGGAAGUUCAAAUGUCUGGCUUUAAAGAACAGCUGGAUGGGGAGCAUAAGAAGUGGCGUGCUGCUCAAGACAAUUAUGAAAGACAGGUUAUUCUCCAAUCCGAAACAAUUCAAGAGUUGAAAAGCACAUCUGAAGCAUUAGCCAUGCUGCAGGGUGAGGCAUCUGAAUUACGAAAACUAGCUGAUGCUCAGAAAAUUGAAAAUAGUCAACUGAAGGCUAAGUGGGAAGAGGAGAAGACAUUGCUUGAGAAGGCAAGAGAUGACGCUGAGAAGAAAUAUGAUGAAAUAAAUGAGCAGAAUAAAAUACUUCAUAGCCAUCUUGAAGCUAUGCAUAUUCGGAGGGCAGAGAAGGAACGCAAUGCUGCUGGUAUAUCAUCUGGAAGUAGUAGUGCAGAUACAAUUGGUGAUGCUGGUCUUCAAGCUGUGAUGACUUAUCUCCGGAAUUCAAAAGAAAUUUCAGAAACAGAAGUGUCAGCUUUGAAACAGGAAAAGCUGCGGCUACAGUUGCAGCUUGAGGGUGCUUUAAAGGCAGUUGAAUCUGCACAUGCAUCAGUAGAGGCUGAGCGUGCAAAGUCAAAAUCAUGCUUGUCCACUGAAGAGGAGUUUAAAUCAUUGCAACUUCAGGUUAGGGAGAUGAACUUACUUCGUGAGAGCAACAUGCAGCUUAGGGAAGAAAAUAAGCAUAAUUUUGAGGAGUGCCAGAAAUUGCGUGAACUAGCACAUAAAGCAAGAGCUGAGGUUGAAAAUCUAGAGAACCUUCUGAGAGAAAGAGAAAUGGAGUUGGCCCUUUGUAAGAACGAAAUUGAAGGACUAAAAAGGGAGAAAGAUGAUCUCCGUCAUAAGGUUUCUGAGUUGCUUGAAAGGAGUAAAAACAUUGAUAUGGAGGACUAUGAUCGAAGCAAGAAACUUGUUCGAGAUUUGCAGGAAAGACUCAAAGAAAAGGAUUCUAAACUAGACGAAAUGGGGAAAACUCUUUCUGUAAAACAGGAUUCAGUUGCACGUUUGGAGCAAGACCUAUCAAAUUGCAGAGCGGAACUAGUGGAGAGAGAAAAGAGAAUUAAUGACAUUUCACAAUCUGAGGUUAGCCUAAAGCAUGAAGUGGACAGGCAAAAGAAAAUGCUGGGUUCAUUGAAGAACAAGAACGAGUUAUUGUCAAAGGAGGUUCAACAACUUUCAAAGCAAUUAGAUGAAAUCAAACAAGGGAAAAGGUUGACUACUGAUACAACUGGUGAUCAUGCAAUGAAAGAAGAGAAGGACACCAGAAUACAGAUUCUUGAAAAAACAGUGGAGAGACAGCGAGAUGAAUUAAAGAAGGAGAGGGACGAAAAUCGAAUGGAGAAAGCCAGACGAAUUAAGACCGAAAGAGCAAUAAAGGAUUCUUACAGCAAUGUUGAGCAGGAGAAAGCGAAGUUCAUUAAUGAACUUGAGAGGCACAAAGAGGCUCUAAAACGAUUAUCUGAGGAAGUUGAAAAGGUUAAGGAUGUUGGCAGCCUUCCUGAGGGAGCAAAUGCAGUUCAACUUCUUUCUGGAACCAAUGUUGAUGACUUAGCUGCUCCAUAUGUAUCUGCUGUUGAAAGCUUUCAGAAGGAAGCUCAUUCAGUAUUUUCUGAGCUUGUAGACCAUCUGAACCUUGGAGAUGCAACGACAGUUAUGGAUACUUCUGCAGCUGCUACAGCUUCUGUGGUGCAUGCACCAACCUCUAGUGUCGUAUCCUUGCCAGCUGUUGGUGUAAGCGGGUUACCACCUAAAGCCACCACAGAUACUGAUAAAAGACCUACAUUUUCCCGGCCAAGUGCAGAACCCCGUAAAACUGGUAGGAAAUUGGUCAGGCCCCGUCUGGUAAAACCUGAUGAGCCACAAGGUGACACAGAAAUGUCUGAUGCCGAAGGAUCAGGUAAGCCUGGGCCUUCUGAGGGAGAACCUCAAACUGGUUUUGCUCCAUCUCAGCCGGUAGCUCGUAAACGUGUUGCUCCUACCUCUACUUCUGAGUUGCGGGAAGAAUCAGUUGCAGUUGGCGAGAAGAAUUCCGAGACGCCCAUGUUGAAGAAGUCGAAGGGAUCAGAAUCCCCUGGAGAUAGCGGUGAAGAUCAACCUGCUACAACUCCAGAACUUAAUGGAACUAAUCAGGCUUCUGAGGAACUUGAAAGGGGUGAGUUGCCACAAGGUCAAAAUGCUGGAGUCGUUGAAGCUCAAAAUGAAGAUGGCGAAAUACCUGUAGGAAAGGAUGUGGAAGCCAACGAUCCGCAGAACUUGGAUGGUACUAAUCAAGAGGAAUUACAUGAUGACAAGCCCAUUGAUUUAGAGGAGAAUCAGGAUCAAGAAGCUGAAGUGAAAAUGGGGUCAGAUGAUAUGCAAAGGGAUCAGAUUGAGCCAGAAAACCAGCCGUCAUUGUUUGCAGUUGCUGGUGAGAGAGAAGAGGGAGAAUUAUUGCCAGAAACUGGAGAACUUGAGGGUGGUAAUGAGGAAAACCAAGAUUUUCGGGAAGGUCAACCUGAGCCCGUUAGAACGCCUGAGCCUGUUAGAACGCCUGAACCUUCUCCUACUAGGGCUGAUGAUGAAGCUCUUGAGGCAGGAGAGAUCAAUUCUCCUGUGCUUUCAGGUGAUGAUAAAAAUGACGAGGGUGAAUUGACUGAGGAGGCUGGUGAUACUCUAGACAAGGCAUCCGAUGUUAACGAAUCAACAGCAGUUGAGACAUCUGCUGUUGAGAGUGAUCAGGUGGCUGAACCUACUCCCAGUGCAAGUGAGGUUACACCGGCUACUAUUGCUGUAGAAAGUAGCUCCUCAAGAAUUGUUACAAGGCAAGCUACUAUCCAUGGUAGUGCCCCUCCUGAAACAGACGAUGUAAAGCAGACAUCCCCUCUGAACAGUUCAUCAACCACCAUAAAUUUGUUAGAGCGAGCCCGAGAGAGGGCUCAAUUGAGACAGGCUGGAGUAGUUUCCACUGGUGGGAGAGCACGUGGAAGAGUUCUGCGUGGUCGAGGCGUACGAGGUCGCGGACGCAGGCCGCCUACUAGCGAGUCUUGAAUCAACGAAGUAGUGUGUAUGGUUAAAUUAUUUUGACUAUGCACUGCUAUUCUAAACCAUUCAUAGUCUUAAAAAUAGGGCAGUAUAGAGAGAAUCUUAUCUGUAAAUGGGGCUCAGGUUCAGGUUCACGUAAAUGCAAUGGUUUAUCAUGUCUUAAAGGAUAUGUACCCAAAAUAGGAAGCAUGUGUUCCUAUUAAUGGUUACAUUUUGAUAAAUUAGAUUUGAUGACACUAGUAUUUGUUAAUUAUUAGAAUAUAAAAUUUUAAGACCAACUUAGUAUUUUAUAAUGUUUAAAUGAAAAUUUUAUAUGCACCAAUACUUUUUAUAAUUUGAAAAUUGAUUAUUUUCAAAUUUUGAUA